Molecule: messenger RNA, 1334 nt
Organism: Quercus robur (English oak)
Lineage: Eukaryota; Viridiplantae; Streptophyta; Magnoliopsida; Fagales; Fagaceae
Product: probable leucine-rich repeat receptor-like protein kinase At1g35710
Exons: 11
Coding region: 179-1174 (331 amino acids)
Molecular function (GO): protein binding
Source: RefSeq, a predicted model, not a curated record
AUUUAGAAGUGACUUUAAAAAGCUAUAAAUUAUUAAUAAAAUCUCUCUGUCUCUCUCUUCUAAACUGGUAAACUCUAACUAAACUAGCAUUAAACUGGAAAGAUCUAUGACUCUGACUUCAAAAUUUCACUCCUUAUUUUCAUAGAUUACAUUCAUACAUACAUACAUAGAUCUGAAAAUGGCGCUACCGCGUCUUUCAUUCUUUGCAUUCUCUCUCAUUCUCAUUCUCACUCUCAUUUCCUCUCCUCUCGCUCUCUCCAAAACCCUCAAACGCGACGUGAAAGCUUUGAACGAAAUCAAGGCGUCGCUAGGGUGGAGAGUGGUGUACGCUUGGGUUGGAGACGAUCCUUGUGGAGAUGGAGAUCUGCCGCCGUGGUCCGGCGUCACUUGCUCCACUCAAGGCGAUUACAGAGUCGUCACCGAAUUAGAAGUAUACGCGGUUUCGAUCGUUGGACCUUUCCCUACUGCUGUGACUAAUCUCUUGGAUCUCACUAGGCUGGAUUUUCAUAAUAACAAGUUGACUGGCCCAAUUCCUCCUCAGAUCGGACGGUUGAAGCGUCUUAAAAUACUUAAUUUGAGGUGGAAUAAACUACAAGAUAUCAUACCUCCUGAAAUUGGUGAACUGAAGAGUCUAACUCAUUUAUAUCUGAGCUUCAAUAGUUUCAAGGGUGAAAUCCCUAGGGAGCUUGCGAACCUUCCAGAGCUUCGGUAUCUCUAUCUACAAGAGAAUCGUCUUAUUGGGAAAAUUCCUGCAGAAUUGGGAACUCUUCGAAAUCUUCGGCACCUGGAUGUUGGUAACAAUCAUUUGGUGGGUACCAUAAGGGAACUCAUACGCAUUGAGGGAUGCUUUCCAGCUCUUCGCAACCUUUAUCUAAAUAAUAACUAUUUAACUGGAGGAAUACCAGCACAACUUGCAAAUUUGACCAACUUGGAAAUCUUUUACCUCUCCUACAAUAAAAUUUCUGGAUCUGUACCAACUGGACUUGCUAAUAUUCCUAAAUUGAUCUACUUGUACUUGGAUCACAACCAGUUGACAGGGAGAAUUGACUCUGAAUUCUAUAAACACCCUUUCUUGAAAGAAUUGUAUAUUGAGGGUAAUUCAUUCAAGCAAGGCGUAAAGCCAAUCGGUGUCCACAAAGUCCUUGAGGUUUCUGACACUGAGUUCCUCGUUUAGUUAAGAAAUCAACUUAUUCUUUACUAGAUUAGAUAUUGUAAUUGUAUAUUGCCAAAGCAAAGGGUUUAUGUACUCUGGGAAAUAGUUAAUUUUGUCCGUCUCUUAUUGUCAUUAAGGAACUUCAGUUAAAGUUUAUCGUUGACGAUUACUCAUUCUGCUA